Messenger RNA from Acinonyx jubatus (cheetah), 2193 nucleotides. RefSeq lists its product as uncharacterized. The transcript has 5 exons. The record is from RefSeq and is a predicted model, not a curated record. NCBI's taxonomy places the organism in Eukaryota, Metazoa, Chordata, Mammalia, Carnivora, Felidae. Bases 1 to 843 code for a protein of 280 amino acids.
AUGGGGGAGGGGAAGGCAGCUAGGGGCGGCGAGCGCGCGUGCGCGCGGCGGCCUGGACCGUUCUCCGCGCGCUUUGGCCUCGCGCCGGGGCCGCCGCCCCUCCCCCACCCGGCUCGCGCGCUCCCUCACCCUCUCACCCGCCGCCGCCGCCGCCUCCGCCCGCCGCCUCCGAGGGGGAGAGGUGCUGCCGCUGCUCACGCUCCCGAGUCCCUCGGGGCCAGGGGCUGCCGCCUCGCCUCGCCGGUCCGCCUGCCUCAGCCGACACAGACGCCUCGUCGCUUCCUCAGGGGCCGCAGCGGGCUCCGACUGCGCCACUCGCACCCCGCCUGGGCCGCGCUGCACGUCAGCACGACCGACGAAGCGCGUCAGCACGCACCCGCGCGCGUCGCAGGGCCCGCCGGGAACCGUAGUACGUCCCGCGGCACUUUGCGCAGGCGCCGAGGCCACUUCGGGAAGUGUAGUUUCUUAAGACCCAAGGGAGGUUCAACGCAGCUGCCAGGGAACUACGAAUCCCUGCGGCCAGUGCGAGGAAGGGCGGGUGGACAGGCCUGGGCUGUGCCUUCAGCCUCCUGUUUCGUGGCCUUGUCGCAGCGCCGUGGAUGCACCCUUUCCUCUGGAGCUGAGGCCGCUGGGCCAGCGGAGCCUGAGAGGUGGAAACAAUGUCGGUGGCCGCUGGGACAGGGGACCGGGAGAAGUAAGACACUAGAAAGGAACCUGGUGAGGAAAGGCCACAGGGACCGUCCUGGUCUACAGCGUUUGGGAGCAUUGCCUCCUUGGCCGCACACCACACAGCAGCCUUCGUGCAGCACGUCCUGGCCCAGAUUCAAGGAAACUUUGUCUUAAACCAGCUAUGACUCACGGCAGGCUGUGAAGUCUACCUUUGUAAACAAAGAUAAAGCAGCUACGUUUUCUCCCUACCUCAUCCCUCCAGACUCUGGAAACUCCCAGUAAGUAUGCUUAUAUUUUCAUAGCAACGCAUUUGUGUAAGUCCAAUAAGAAUCUGUUCUCCUUGCGACAGGACACUAUUGGAAACACUGGUCAUACUACCAAGGCUUUGGCUAGAAUAUCAUAUCUGAGAACGACGCGCAUAGACUGAGAUAUGACCAGACAGCGCUAAGGAACAAAGAGUGACUGUAUGGAACCAACCCUUGGAAAAAUCAGCCUGAUAACCUUGCCGGGGUUCCCAACAGCCUUAUCGUGUGAGUCAGGAAGAUUGCCUCCUGACAGGCCCAGGAACCUCACGAAGAGGGACUGCCCCCCAAAUUUAUAGGUAUUCUAGGUAAGAUCGGACAGGGAGGUGUUGGCUUGGCUUCUUAGCCUGGAGAGGCUUUUCAGAGUUCCAUCUGAGAUUCCUUUUGAAAAGUUCCAGGAAAGCAGACUUGAAAGAGCCUGGAUGGUCAGUCCCUAUUCUUGCUGCACUCACAUAAACAAGAGAGCCGAGUUUAUUGCAACUAGACUGAAUUUGCAAACAAAAUAGCCUUGCUACGGUUGUCCUUGCCACAGAUCGGAGCGAUUACAGAGAGAACAGGUCUGCUUCAGUAACACACCUUCACAGGUAUAUUCUAGCACCGCGGAUUAUCUUUGAUGUUUGUCUUCACCUAGGCUAGAUCCUGAAUUCUAGUUUCUUCCAGUAGCCGGCUACAACUCCAAACUUCCAGCAUUUCUCCCGCCCUCUGACCUGGGAUCCUUGAGACCUAAAACCGCCCAUCCCACAACCGGGCAGGCCCAAGUGGGGCGACUCGAUCCAAACUUCGGAGGGACCACCACAGCAGCUCGCGGGGGGACAGUCUUCGUGCCUGUUGCCGGUGGGCCCCUCAGGACGGUCACCAGAGACGUUCACGCCACAGACCAGGCACGGCUGCCAGAUUGCCGCUGCCCGCCCUCCCCUCACCCGAGGACAUUUUGAGCCCUAGAUGUACCCUAGUUAUCCCCUCCACGUGGCGGCACUCAGAGCUCAGGAACGGCGUUGUCGUCGGCCCCAGUCUUUAACCUCCGUUGCGUCAUGUGACGCCGUCACAAGACGUAGGGUGAGUAUAGGCCAAUGAGGCAUUCUGAGAGAGAGGGGCCAGUUUCAUACAGGCCUUGUUAUGCUUUGAACUACUAUUGUUCUAUCAUGUGUAAUGCAGAUAUUAUAAUGUUUUUUUAUUUUAAGACCCUUGCUUAUUUUUUAAUAUGAAGUUUAUUGUCAAAUUA